CAGCGAUGAACAUAGUGUUUGCUUCUUUUUUAGAUUGAGAAAAACAGAAAUUAAUUGUGAUAGCGCUAUCAUCGUUCUGAACCAAAUACAGGAAAAUAUAGAUAUGGCUUAUAAAACGUCUUUACCGAGUCAAUCAUCAGUGCUUAUCGAAUGGAUGUGGCAGUCCAAUCCCGAUCCGUGGUCAAAUUCGCAGCAAUCCGAAUGGGAUCAUUAUUCGGACGUUGAAAAUCUCAUUAUCGAAGAAGCAUUCUCAACAAAAAGAAAAAACGUUCAGCUAGACGACUAUUAUAUCGAUUUUGAAUGUAGCCUUCAAAUAUCUAACAAUGAUCAAAACAAACGAAGACCUGUGAAACGAAUGAUCUACAGUGGAGAAGAGAAACACAUAAGAAGAGAACGCUUUUUGUCGGAUUCGAUAACUGCGAUUCGUUCCUUCGGUGAUCAGUAUGGUUGGGUGCCACCCUUCACUUUAGAAGUGCGAAAAUAUCUCGAACUGGAACCAGAACAAUUACCAUCGCAUGACGGAGCGAUUGUGCCGUCAGUUGUUGAGAUAGCAGCUUCUGGUAUAAUCGAAGAAAGUAAAGAAAUUGGAAAACGAUGUGAAGGGGAGAAAUUGGCUCAAUUGCUGUUGGAACAGAAAAACAAAGGAAUACAGGAAAUAUGGAAAACCUGUGCUUUUCUCUAUACAAUGGAUAGUUUUCUGUAUAGAAAGUUAAACGAGGUCAUGAGAUUGGUAGGCAGCAACGAACAUGAACUGACCUGGCGGAGUAAAAUUCCCACACUGGGACCUUUUUGUCUUCUACUCUGGGACGAUCCUCUUCACAAUAAUCUAAACGCCAAAACGACACUCUACCGUGCAGCCAAUCUAUCGGACGAUCAAAUUGACAGUUACAAGGAUUUGUACAACUCGGGUAACUACGGUUCAUUUCAAGCAUUUACUUCGUGCACUCGGAAUAUUGAAGUAGCCAAGUUUUACGAUAGUAAUACUUUGUUCAUUAUGGAUAUAAACUUCGCUUUCACUGCGGAUGUUAGUUCAUUAUCAAAAUAUCCUGAUGAAGAAGAAGAACUCAUUUCACCCGGUGUAUCAUUCACAGUUCAAGGUGUGGAGCUUGAUGAAGAUACAAAGAAACAUCAGAUAUACUUAGAUAUAGUACAAAGGUUUACGAGUAAGUAGACGCAGUUUAAUGCAUAAUCCAUGCAGAAUUUUAUCACUAUUCACAAAACUUUUUUCAUCUUUACUAUUUAUAAUCGAGUUGUAGUUAAACAAUUAGUUCAUAUAUCCGGUUGGCGUAUAAGUUCUGCACGUUUGGAUCAGUAGAAUUAUAUCACCAAUAUAAAACUACAUUUUAAGGAAAGUAAUUAUAUAUUCUAAUAGUGCUCGGAAUUCUCUAUCACCCUAUAUAUUUAAGUCUUGACUUGCAUUUAUUUGCUGAAAAAUAUUUCGAGUGCACCGAAGACACCCUCACUCUCAUUGACAAUGUUCGAAACAUUUCUCAGAAAAUAAGUUCAAGCCAACACUGAAUAUACACGAUGAUAGAGCAUUUCAAGAGCUCUCAGAACAUACAAUUACUUUUCUAAAAAAAUGGAUUACUGUAUAGAUAAAAAUUUUAAAAACAUAUGAAAAAGGAACAAAAAAUGAAGUUCGUGGAAAUCUGCGGGUGAGGGUGUCUUCAGUGUACUCGAAAUAUUUUUCAGCAAAUAAAUGCAAGUCAAGACUUAAAUAUAUAGGGUGAUAGAGAAUUCCGAGCGCUAUUAGAAUAUAUAAUUACUUUCCUUAAAAUGUAGUUUUAUAUUGGCGAUAUAAUUCUACUGAUCCAAACUUGCAGAACUUAUGCGCCAACCGGAUAGUUAAAGCUUGAUGUUUAUAAAGAAAAGUUCCUGAGAAACAUUGUGUGUCAUUCUGAAUGUGCAUUUUUGUGCAUAGAUUUAAUCUUUUUGUUGCUUAAGAAAAUUGUAUGUUGCGUAAACAAUCAAAAUAAACAUCUGCUAUACAACGAUAGAAUCUCAGAGUACAAUAACUAGUUUUCUCCUAGCAUUGGGUUCUUGUCGAAUUCAUCAGAAACUCGACAGAUAUUUCAACAUGCUGCUGCCUGGAUCCAGUCUAGAGUUGUAGUCAGAGAGAAUUUGCACACACAAUGAAAGUGGUUGUGUCAUAUUUAACAACUGUAAUUAAUAUAGAUUAUGGUGCAGCAAUUUUAAUGACGAUUGCCUUCAACAACAUAUCAUUACAUAAGUUGCCGUUACUUUGUUUGAUUUGGCUUGAAACAUCUGUAACAUUGUGAAGAGAUAGAGUAGUCUUCUGUCAUCAAUGAUAACAUCUGAAGAAAACUUCUAGAAUAAAGGUCUAUCGAUGAGUAAUGAGGCACUCAGAACAGAGCUCCGCGAGGCAAGUCCCGCACUGUUGCACACACCCCCGCAGCAUUGUCUAAACUUGCGCGGAGCACGAGCUGUUUUAUCUCAUUGUUCGAUGGAUUUUAGAAGAACACUGAAGAAAUGAAUUGACACUUGCAACAAGUUUGCACAUAUCAGGAAAAUAAAAAGGCGCGUGGUACGGGAUCGUCUCGUGGAGCUCUGACUCAGAAUGCUACACAUGUCUAUCAUCUGUCUUUAAGACAAAUUAAGUUUACGAAAUUCAAUCACUACAUAUAUUAGUAAUAAAUAUUGAUAAAGUAACAGUUGCACUAGAUUUUUUGGAGUCCAUUUGAUGAACUCAUGCUAUUUCAGAGAAGAACUCACUUCAUCUGACGCACUAGUAUUUCUCAAAAAAAUCUUUUUACUUUAGAAAAAGACGCUCAACAGCCAACAACAUUGACACAAAACAAAAAUGAUGAUCGUGAUGAAGAACUUUUUGAACAAUACUGUCUUGACGCUUAUGAUUCUUAUGAUGAGGAUGAUGAUAUUCAUCAUGAUCUUCUCAAUCCGCGUACUCCUGCUUAUUGGCGACUCAACCGUUAUAAUCGUGAUGAUAAUGUUGUCGAAUUACUCGAUUUACCUAAUGAAAUGAUCUUAUCCAUAAUGAAUAAAGUCAAACCUCAAGCGAUAUUGCCUUGUUCUAUUAUUAAUAUUGGAAAUCAUCGUUUGGAACAACUUGUUCUUGAUAAAUGUUAUUCGAUUGAUCUAAGUUUUGAUUAUUAUCAUUCACCAUAUGAGUUACUUCUCAAACGAUUCUAUUCAGAUGUUUUACCUCGUAUUUACAAUAAUAUUCAAUCAUUGACAAUCACUCUUAAACAUUUAUUAUAUAUUGAUGCUGCUAUCAAAGCAAUUGAUGAUAAAAUUCUUCCUAAUUUAAGACAUUUGAAAAUAUUAGCAGGUCGUCGUCGUCAUUAUACGGGAACGCCUUUCACAAUAAGUUUUCAUUAUGACAGUGAAUUACAUCGUUCACCUCUUUUCUCAACUAUACCUCAAUCUGUCUAUAUUGAAGAUAAACUCAUUGAUCCAGUCUUAUCAAUCAUCCGUUAUUCACCACUUAUGCGGUCUAUUGACUCUUUUGAAUUCGAUCAUGAUGCUGCACUAUUAGUACCUGUCAAUAAUGAAAAAUUAUUCUUUGCUCAAUCAUAUCUUACUCAUGUAUCCGUCACAUUACGAGAAUUAUCUGAUUGUGUUCGUUUACUGAAUCAAUUAGGUUCACAAAUAUACUCAUUUACUGUAAGUAUUGUACACGUUUAUCGAGGUAAUGAAGAUAUUAUAUCUCAAUUAGAUUCAAUAUUCUGUUGCAAUUUGAAACAAUUAACAAUGAUAAUCUAUCGUAAUAUUCUAAGCUAUGAAGAACAUAUUCUUCCUCUUUUACAACAUUUAUCAAGUGUUGAACAUUUAACAUUAUUAUUAGCUAUUACAGUAAUUGGAUCAGAUCAUUUUAUUGAUGGAUAUCAUUUACAAAGAAACAUUGUUUCAUAUAUGUCUUAUUUACGUCAAUUUGAUUUUCAUAUUCGUUCAAUAUUACAAGAUGCUCCUUAUAUCGAAAUUGAUACAAUUCGUCAAAGUUUCAUCGAACAACAACAAUCUAUUGAUUGUACACUUGAUUAUUUCAAUAAUCAAUAUGGUCAAUGUCAAAUCUAUUCACUUCCAUUUAUUGGUAAUCGUCUUGAUUUUAUUUCAAAUCGAUUUCCACUUUUCGAUUUUAAAAAUACAUUUAUAAACGUUACUAUAUUAUUACUUUUUGAUGAUGUUAAAUCUUUUGAAAAUGCUUUUUUUGAACGUGUUACACGAGCUUUACCUCGUCUUCGAACACUCGAAAUAUCUAAUCAAUUAGAACAGGAAGAGAAAGUGAAUACAAUAACAACAAAUUCUACUGAAUUUUCUCACUUAUCUACACUUAUUUUACAUAAGAUUCAUAUCGAUUACGGAGAACAACUUCUUUGUCGGACUCAUCUUCCAAAUCUAGUAGAACUUGUCAUUCGUAAUGAUGUAUUAUUAACAAUAAUCGCUCAAGAUAAUCAACAAGCUAGAAAUAAUUGUUCAAAUGUUGAAACACUUUUUAUUGUUGAACCAUGGAUUGAACCAACAAAUGUUCAUUUUAAAUUUUUUCCUAAACUUUAUACGAAUGAUUUGUAA
Rotaria sordida is the source of this 4548-nucleotide messenger RNA. Lineage: Eukaryota; Metazoa; Rotifera; Eurotatoria; Philodinida; Philodinidae. The record is from the annotation of a GenBank genome assembly.